AUGGAAAAAACAAAAAGAUCACGGACUAGUAGUCUUCAUAAUUCUAACAAUAUUAAAAGAAGAAAAAUAAAAGGUAAAAGUUCUUUUGGAAUAUUAGCCUUAUCAUAUCGAUAUUUUUUAGUAAAAACAGUUGAAACAGAUGAGUUCGAUGAUAGAAUUUAUUUGAAUUUAUCAAAAGAAUCUGUUACUCAUUUUGAAGAUUUAUCGAAUGAAAUUAUCUAUGAAAUAUUUGAAUAUCUUGAUUAUUUGCAUGUUUAUCAAUCUUUUUUCGAUCUUAAUAUACGAUUUCGAAAAAUUUUUACUAAUUCAAAUUUUCCUAUCAAAAUUAAUAUAUCAUCCAUAUCAAAAUCGAUUUUUCAACGUUAUUAUACACAUAUAAUUAUUCCUUAUCAACAUCGUAUUAUUUCACUUUCUAUAGUAAAUUUCCUUAGUUUUGAUCUUGAUAUUUCACCACAUCGUAUUCUAUCAACAUUUACUCGAUUGAAAACACUCAUUCUUGUAAAAAUUAACUCCGAAUAUCUUGAAAAUAUUCUCGAAGACAUUGCUUCUUUACCUAAUCUUUCGUCAUUAACUAUCAUUCCUAUUGAUUACGUUAAAAAUGCCAACGAUCUUCUUCUUCAAAUAUUUCGUUUAUCCGUAUUAAAAUAUUGCAAAAUAUCAUUCAAAAAUGAACAUACCAACUUUGAUCUAUUGCCUUUCGCUACGAAUGAAUACAGCAGUCCAACUGAACAAUUUGUUAUUAAACAUCAGAUUGAUGUUAAUAAUCUUGAUAGAUUAUUAUCAUAUGUUCCACAACUUCGUCGUUUAUCGCUUGAUCGUCUUGGUGGAUAUUACAAAAAUCGAUUAAAUCAUCCCAUUGCAUUGAAUUAUUUGACACAUUUGUUUCUCAAAUUAAUUCAUUUUACUUUUAAUGAUUUUGAACUAUUGAUUAAAAAUUUAUUUUGUACAAUUCAAGUCUUACAUCUUUAUAUAGAAGAUGGUGAAGAAUAUUUAAAUGCUGAACGAUGGAAACAAUUAAUAUUAUCUUAUAUACCAAAUUUACGUAUCUUUGAUAUUCAGUGUAUUUAUUCUUUUGUUAUUAAUAAGAAUGCUCAGCUGAGAUUUGAUUUUCUAUUCGAUCAAUUCACUUUGCCAUUUUGGUUCGAACGACAAUGGUUCUUUGCUCGUCGAGAUUAUUUUAAAUAUGGUUAUCACAAUAGCAUCUUCUAUUCCACAAAUCCUUAUAGGCGAAAAGAUUACAAAUUAGUCAGGAAAUUGAAUCAAUAUACUCGUUUAGAAAAUCAAGAAACAAAUCUAAGUUCAGUUCGUCAUGUUCAUAUUUCAGAUGACGAAGCAAUCAUUAAUUGUAUUAAUCAUUUUCUUAAUGUUACUGAUCUUACUCUCAAGAAUAUUUCUGCUCGAAGAUCAGAUUCGUUUAUAAUUAAUCUUAAACAUAUUAUUUCUUUGAAAAAUUUAACUAAACUAAUCAUUGAAGAUGACGAUUAUUCAUUUGAAAGAUUGAUUGAAUUAUUAUCAUUAACACCAAAUAUCCAUAUAUUGAAAAUUCAAUCCAUAAUACUGAACCGAAAAGAUCUUUUAACAAUUCAGAAUAGUGAAAAUUUUCGAUUAGUAAUGAAUGGAAAUACAAUUAGAAGUUUAACAGUUAAACAAAUAUGUGAAAUAGAAAAAAUCGAACUACUUUUUAUACUGUGUUCUCGAUUGCAACAUUUCACGAUCGAAGAACCUUGGACACGUGUUGACGAAUUAGUACGAUUACUGCUCUCAAAAAACAAUAACAAUACUCGUCAUCUAUUUUCAUUAUCUAUUUCAAAUGAAAAUAAAAGAUUACCGAAUAAAUUAAACACUUUAAUUCAAGCAGGAAAAUUGUUGGAUAAUUAUUUUAUUAAAUCUGAUUAUCCUAAAAUCUACUUAUGGUGGUAA
Molecule: messenger RNA, 1920 nt
Organism: Rotaria sp. Silwood1
Lineage: Eukaryota; Metazoa; Rotifera; Eurotatoria; Philodinida; Philodinidae
Source: the annotation of a GenBank genome assembly